CUUCAGUAUGUUGUGUGUGGCACACGCUGUGGAGAGUGUUCCAUUUUGAUGUCGCUGUGCCAUGGGGUUUUGCACGGCGUUAGGCCUUGCCGGCGCUGGAGCCCUCUCUCAGGAUCAACUGUUCAACCGAUAUCCACAGCCACUGGUGUCCCAACUUGUGGAACGUGCCAUGGCUCAACAAAAAGCCUUGUCGCUGCAUCCUCAAAGUUGUUGUCAAAUGAGGUUUCGCGUGGGUCACUUCAACAUCCUAGGCAAGAAGAUGGCCGGGACCAAGUGGUUCCACUAUGCACGCGACUUCCUACCGGCCUCCUUCGCCUCCAACCACUGGGACUGGUCUCGGGCGGGUCACUUCCCACGGUCUCUGCUGUGGUCUCGAGAAGAGGGGCAGUCGCGGUUCUACCGCCUCGAGGUCCUGUUGAAGGAGAUCCGAUCACUCAGCGCUGAUGUGCUUUGCCUGGUUGAGCUGGAUUGCUUUGAGGAGCAGCUUGAUGGAGGGAAGGAGAAAGGAGGAUUGGAAGGAGGGAAGCGGAGAAGCCGGAUCCCAGGCAACCACUAUUGUCGUGGCCUGGGGUUGCCGUUUCAGCAGAUCCUCGGUGCAGAUGGCUACGAUGCGGUGUUUCAGCCACGCCCCGGCAAGCACGACGGCUGUGGGAUCUUCUGGCGUCGGGAGGUCUUUGAGUCGGUUGGGCCUUGCCGAGCUUUGAUCUAUGCACUGCCUGCCAAUGACCGGAUCGCCGUGGCUCAGUUACUGGUGCAUCGCCUGUCGCGCGAUGCGCUCCUGGUGCUUUCCAGCCACCUCCACUGGGACCAGGCGCUGGGCUACCAAGCCUCCGAAGCGCAGG
This is a messenger RNA of Durusdinium trenchii, 842 nucleotides long. The record is from the annotation of a GenBank genome assembly. NCBI's taxonomy places the organism in Eukaryota, Dinophyceae, Suessiales, Symbiodiniaceae.